Molecule: messenger RNA, 1296 nt
Organism: Cryptosporidium ubiquitum
Lineage: Eukaryota; Apicomplexa; Conoidasida; Eucoccidiorida; Cryptosporidiidae
Product: WD-40 repeat protein
Exons: 2
Coding region: 1-1296 (431 amino acids)
Molecular function (GO): protein binding
Source: RefSeq, a predicted model, not a curated record
AUGGAAAUGGAAAUAGAUUCAAAUAUCUCUGAUGAAGAAUAUGUUGGUAUGGAUGAUGAUCCAGUAUUAAUAGUUUCUGGAGAUGACCUUGACAGAGACGAAGAAGACGAAGAAAUGCCACUUUUUGACGUAUCUGAUGAGUCGUCAGCUACAAUCUUAUCAAUUGACUCACCGAUUUGUUGUCUAGAUAUAGAUCCUACAAGAAGAGGUAGAAUAUUAUACGGAGGGUGCGACGAUAAAGCAUAUUUAUCCAACCUACCAGUAAAUCCUAUGGAUGCUAAUAACCUUAUGGUUGAAAAAAUUAACUUAGGUUUUGAAAAGUUAUUUGAAGGCCAUACAGACACCGUUUCAUGUGUUUCUUAUUCAGUAGAUGGAAAAUAUUUUGCAACAGGAGGUUGUGAUGGAACUGUAAGAGUUUAUGGAAACGAGGCUUCAAAUGAAGGUCAGCUAAUUUCAAUUUUAGAGGGUCCAUCUGAUGAGUUGGAAUUUAUACGGUGGCAUCCUCGUGGACCGUGUAUACUUGGAGGUGGAGUAGAUGGAACAGGAUGGCUCUGGAUGGUUUCAGAUGGAAGAGUAUUAUCUGUAUUGUCAGGCCACGGGGAUAGUAUUACAUGUGGUGAUUUUAGUAAUGAAGGUAAAAUAGCGUGUACAGGAUCUCUAGAUGGAAGUGUAAUCAUAUGGAAUCCAAAAAAUGGAGAAAGCUUGCACAAAAUUACAAGAAAUAGCUUUGUAGAAAAUAAUACCGGAGAUUCAUCAUAUUUGGAUGAAUUGGGUAUAGUUUCAAUGAGAAGUCAUAAAAAAAAUCCAUUGCUAGCUGUUGGUCUCACUAAUGGUCUAUUUUCUUUAAUCCAAUCUGAGACUGGUAAAAUUCUAAGCUUAAAUAAAAGACACAAUAAUUCUCUAGACUGUAUUGAAUUCAUCAAUAAUAUGGAAGAUCCUUUAUUGGCCACAGGUGAUAUGAAUGGAGAACUAAUUAUUUGGAAUUACGAGUACAAUAGAGAAAACUUUGCAAUGAAGAACAAUGAAUUGGAGCAUUCCAAUGGAGUAUUACCUGGUAUUACUAGUAUUAGUUGGGGAGGGGAUAGAAACAAUACUUUAAUAGCAACUGGUUGUUUGGACGGGACUAUUAGAUUAUGGGAUUACAGAACAGGAGAAAAUGUCAGAAUUCUAAAAGGGCAUAAAAGUGGAAUAUUAUCUAUGAAAAUUGUAGAAUUUGGAUUUCAAGGAAACAAUGUUUUAAGAAUGGUAUCUACAGGGGACGAUGGAAGAUGCUUAUUAUGGGAUGUAAGAAUGUAG